This is a messenger RNA of Lacerta agilis (Sand lizard), 1022 nucleotides long. RefSeq names its product zinc finger protein 24-like. The transcript has 5 exons. Bases 36 to 1022 code for a protein of 328 amino acids. The record is from RefSeq and is a predicted model, not a curated record. NCBI's taxonomy places the organism in Eukaryota, Metazoa, Chordata, Lepidosauria, Squamata, Lacertidae.
UCCUGAGUCAGGCAGAGGAGAGGAAGCAGGGAAAGAUGAUCUUUGCAGAAAUGGGCCCUGAUUCCUCUGAGGCAGAGAGGACUCCGUUGGACACCAGAGAGAGGCCCCUGGGAUUUGGUAGCACAUCUUUGGACAGACAGAACUUGACAGAAGACAAAAGGGAUUCCUUCCGAUCUCUCGGAGGCUUCAUGGAUGAGCAAGGUUCAACUAGCCCAGAAGCAGGAAGAGGCCAUGCCACCCAAAAUGGGGGGUUAUGGAAAACCUCAGUGCAGAAGAUCCUGGGUGAGGAGGACACCCACAGCUCAGAUUUGCAAAGCCAGCAGUUCAGGCAGUUCUGCUACCAGGAGGCCGAAGGACCCCAAGAAGUUUGCAAAAGACUCUACCGCCUUUACCAUCAGUGGCUGAAGCCAGAACGUCAUACGAAAGCUGAGAUGCUGGACCUGGUGAUCUUGGAGCAGUUCCUGGCUGUCCUUCCACCGGAGAUGGAGAGCUGGGUGAGGGAAUGUGGAGCGGAGACCAGUUCCCAGGCGGUGGCCCUGGCCGAAGGAUUCCUCCUGAGUCAGGCAGAGGAGAGGAAGCAGGCAGAGCAGCAGGGAAAGGAUUCAUCUGAGGUAGAGAGGACUCCAUUUGACAACAGAGAGAGGCCACUGGGUGACAGAAGGAUGCCAGCAAGACCUCCAAGUCCGUCUCUUCAUGGUAGCAGAGAGGAAGCAGCGGCUCUGGAAACAGACCAGGUAGCGGGAAGCAGCCUUGUGGGGAAAGAGGCCGAGGGGUGGGGCUGCCGGGGUGCCUCUGAGGGGGAACGAAUCUCUCCUCCUCCUCCUCUUGGCUUCUGUCAAAAAUGCCCUCAACGAAGGGUGAAAACGCCAUUUGAGAAGGUUCAUGUGCUGAGAAUAAGGAACAGAAUUCGGAAUCCAGAUUCCCCUAACAGACCUUCCCUGUGUCUCCGUGAUUCCUUGGAAGUUGGCUUUAGGGAAUCAGGAGGCUCCCCCCUUCCAAAAACAGGGGGUCCUUCGGCCUAG